Coregonus sp. 'balchen' is the source of this 3327-nucleotide messenger RNA. NCBI's taxonomy places the organism in Eukaryota, Metazoa, Chordata, Actinopteri, Salmoniformes, Salmonidae. The record is from the annotation of a GenBank genome assembly.
CAGUAGAUGCAUAGGUAGGGAUCUCUUGCUUUCACCAGUACAGCUUUUCCGAUGGUGACUCAUGAAGUAAAGAAGAUGAUGAGAGGAAAGUGCUAGUAAUCUAUUUGUUUAUUUACUAGUUUGUUAAUCCCAGACCUUGGAUGUUGGGACUUGAAUUUGCACAUGGAUUGGGACUAUAACCCUGUGUUUUGUCCUAGACCCAGUAGAGUUCUUCAGACAGCGGAUCCAUGGCAGCUGUGGGGACAUGGGGUUUCUCUCAGCCUUCCGUGGAGAGAAUACGGUCCCUGAUUACCGCUGGAAGACACGCCACAGAUGCUGUAGAGGAGGCCAUGGCAGGUUGGCAUGAGUUGGCGUGGGUGACCCACCUACUACAGUUCCGCAAAGCAGCACGUCUUAUGUCCAUUAUGAUACUCUUGUAUUUCUUCCAGAGGUUGAAGAUGACCCAGAGACUGGGCUUCACAUUGUGGGGAGGGGAGGAUUCCCUAACAGUGGGGGAGUGGUGGAGUGUGAUGCUGCCAUCAUGGAGGGCAUCACUGGCAGGUUCGGGGCAGUCGCAGCACUACGAGGGUGAGAGAACCACCUGCUAAAACUAAUGCCAUGGCAUGGGAAAGAGAUGUCUGUGAAAAUGAAUACUCAUAGGGAAGCCCAUUAAUAAAUGCACCGGAAUGAAACUAUUGUUUCCAGGGUUGGGGCUCCGGUGCGGGUGGCUCGUAGGGUGAUGGACAGAAGCCCCCACAGUCUGCUGGUUGGGGAGGGAGCAGCAGCUUUCGCCAGGGAGCAGGGCUUUACUAUAGAGCCCAAUGACAACAUGUUGAGUGCACACUCAGCCAAGGCUUACCAGGUACCAAUACUCCCUAGGGGAAAAUGGCAUGGCUAACCAUUUUAAAUAUAAAUGACAGAUAUUGGAAAACAAAAAAAUUAUAACUCAUUCAUUCAUGCAGGAAUUUCUGGAACAGAAGCAAAGUGUCAGUGGACAUGACACACUUGGUGAGAACUGAAACUUGCUUUUUAAAAAUGUUUAUUUAUCAUGAUCUUCCUGCUCAUUGUAGAACAUUGAGUGACAGUAGAACACCUACUGUAACAUAACUGAAAACGACUGAUAAAUGUGACUGAUAUUUGUGCAUUAAAUUGUUUGGUCCUCUACGGGGAGUCCUAAUCCAUAUAAUCACAUUAGUCUGGGUUGUCUAUUACAUUAUGUAUGGAUCCCUGACCUGACACCUACUGUUUUGAAUCUGGAAUCUCUUUACAAUAGUCUUGAUUCCCCAAUCUCCAAUAUCCAAUUUUCUCAUCUAGGUUAAAUAACCCCACUUUCCCUUUUUAUAUUAUGAUUUUUUUUAUUACUGACCAUUCCUUCAAGACAUGUUGGUACAAAACAUCUGUGGAAGCAGGUCUAAAAGUGCAGGUUACAUAUUUAUUAGCACAUCUAACACCUUCUCAUCUUCCCUUUCUCAACAGGACUUAUAGCAUUAGACAACAUGGGGAACAUAACUGUUGGUGAGGAAGUUGGUGUCUUCUGUUUUUUCUCUUGCUCUUUCUUACUUAUUAUGUAAAAGACAUUGCAAGCUCCAUUCAUUGUGUAUUUAUUUUCAAAAUCUAAAGAUACUUCCAUAGUAGCUACAGUAUGAGGUUAGGUUGUAGUAUUAUGAUUCAGCUGAUUUUGCUCAUGUCCUGUUUUUCAGGAGUUUCUACUUCAGGGGCCCCCUUCAAAUCACCAGGGAGGGUGGGAGACUCGCCCCUACCGGGCUGUGGCCUAUACGCUGAACACAUGGCAAGUUUACAGCUACCAAAAUCAACUCAAUCAAAGAACUGCACACACUGAUGAACUUCUUCCCCUCAGUGUUUUAGUAGCCUUUUCUGGGUAAUAUUGUUAUGUGAAGUACUACAUAAUGAAUCCAUGUUACUGCAUGUUUGUUAAUCUUACAAAGAUUGAAGGUUUAUGUAAAGUUUUAAUACGCUAUUGUUAUGUUAAUGUCUAUUUAAUGUCUAUGUUAGCCAGUACAAUACUCAAUGGACUAGUGGGGCAAGAAAACCAAUGGAGAAUUGUUAGGGGGCAAACAAUUUUGGCCUUAUUCCAACAGCCUAUAAACAGUCUCUCUUUGACCUGGAUACUCACUAGCGCCUGGGAGUGGAUUAAAUAUUUACAAUUUUCUCCCAGUUCCAGAGCAGCAGCACACACACAACCAUGUCUUGGUUUCAGUACGCUUAAAGGGAAUCUGAUUCAUAGCCAAUUCACCACACACCACAGUUUACCAUCUUAUGAUCAAUAAGAAAACACUAGCGCAAGGGAAACGCAUGUUGAAUUGAAGGUGGUUUAAAAUAUUAAAACUGAAGUAACAGUCAGAUUGGAGGUUCACACUAAGUGUAACUGCCACAUUUUUCUAUGACUGUCAUCUCUGUCAUUGUAAAACCAUGCUCACUUUUUCAGGUGGGAGCCGCGGCAGGUAUGUGAACUAUUUGGAUUAUCUUUUCUUUGCAUGCUCAAAUAUAUGUUUUAUUAUAUUUUCUAAUGAGUUCUCUUAUCAGCCACAGGUGAUGGUGAUAAAAUAAUGUGCCAUUGCCCAAGCUUCCACGCUGUUCAACUGAUGAAACAGGUAGUGUUAUGAGAUUAUCAAGUCAUAAAUCAUUUUACUUUGUCAACCUUAUACUGAGUCAGGUGUAGGUUUGAUGUGCCCUGUGGUUGAGAUGUUUGAGCAGCCACACUGACCCAUGAAAUCUAACUAGCCAGCUAUAAUUCACACAGCAUUAGCCUGCCUGGAACGUUUGACCUCCCCCUUAACUCAACUGACUCCCUGUCUCUCUCCCAGGGGUCAUCACCCAACAGGGCCUGUUACACUGUCCUGGAUGACAUCAUCAGGAGGACUGCCCCAGACAGGUGCUUUGAGAUUGGACUCAUCGCCCUGAACGUGAAGGUAUCUUUUCUACUCUUAAUACUAUAUUAAAGAGAUAUAGAGUUGUCAUUUGCUAUAUAAAUAAAUUAAGUUGCACACAAACAGAUUGGGUCUUUCUGUCUCCUCGACUCCCUAACACUAGAUUGAAACCUAUCCUCUGUCCUCUAGGGUGAAGUAGGGGCUGCCUCUUCAGUGGAGUUUCCCUACACAUUCUGGAACCAGGGGAAGGACUAUGUGGAAACAAGUACUCAGCUUCCAAAUUCCACAGUAACGGAAGGCACAGAAGAAUGUGACACACAUGUACAGUGAAAUAAAGGGUGUGUCAUUGUUAUCGGUGAUGUCUUGAAUUUUAUUGAUAGUAAUGGAUAAUAAAACUAUUGGAUGAUUACUAUAAGGGUAUAAUUGUGCUGUCUGAAAUUCUAUUUUAAAGUAGGCCUAC